Molecule: messenger RNA, 1944 nt
Organism: Ctenopharyngodon idella (grass carp)
Lineage: Eukaryota; Metazoa; Chordata; Actinopteri; Cypriniformes; Xenocyprididae
Exons: 6
Coding region: 109-1290 (393 amino acids)
Source: RefSeq, a predicted model, not a curated record
AGUCAGUUGUGAGAAAGUCAAGGUGCUGCGAGGAGAUUCACGUGUUCUGAUUGACUACGAGAGCCUGGGGAGAGAAACUGAGUACCUGAAGAGAGAAAUUCAUUAUCAAUGAACCUAUAUAGGAAUUUUGGGAAUCUCCUUGAGAGUUGGGUGACCGAAGGCUACUCGGAUUUACACUUUCAGUCAGGAGCUGGUGUGGACAGAUUAGACUCAGUGUCUAGGAACUCCGUCCCACUAUCCAAUGUAAAAUCAGAAUCCGAGGACUCAGGAUUUGAGACGGUUAGUACAACUAGUCCCUGUCAUUCUCAUCAAUGUAGUGCACUGACAUCUGAAGAAUCACACCCAGUUUCUGGCUCUACAGUGAAUGAUGUCCAACCUUCAUCCCAGUCUCCUUCUAUUUGCUCCUCCUCAUCCUCAUGUGUCUCUCUCGGUUCUGUGGCUCCAAAAACAACAUGUCUGAAGGUGGAGCAAUCCUUGAGAAGGACAGAACCACCUUCAUGGAGAGAACCUUUGCAUCAGACGGAAAGGGGGCCCACUGGCCCACGGUAUCGCUGUCACACGGCCUCUUUUCCAACCAGCUAUCACCCAACCAGCUCCAGACCACAUCAUCGGUUUGCUCACCCAAGGAGAACACAUUCACAACCUUCAGAUCCCAUAAAAGCAGAUCUGUACAGAAAACGUAUUAAAUACGACCAACAUUGCCAACCAGUAGACAGCCAGUUGGAGCAGUUUGCAGACGGUGAUCAAUACAGGCUGGACAAGCUCUCUCCAGGGUUGCUGUACCUGGAGCAGGUGUGCAGGAUGCUGGAGAACAUCGCAAAGCUACAGCAGCAAAACCACAGCCUGCAGAAGGAGGUGGAGAUCCUGAAGAGUCAGCAUGCUGAAAUAGAGUGUGUACGCUUACACAAGGAGGAAAUAAGCUAUCCUGACAGUCAAAGUUUACAGAUUCUGGGUCAUGAAGAUCCAACCAGUGGAUCGUCACGCCUAAAGGAACCCAUGGGGUUUCGGCACAGAUCAGUAUCUGACACUCAAGCCGUCGGCCGUCACAGGAGAGCAAGGUUUGCUCGAGACGAUCUUAUUGCAGAUGUCUUAGUCGAGGAGCCUGAUGAUAAAGAUCCUCAACCUGAAAAUGAACACAAAAAGCUAAGUAAGAUCCAAAAGCUAAAAUUUACAUCAUUUCGAAGGCAGGGAACACAACAGUCUGACAAAGAAAGUCAAAGCGUUCAGCCUAAGAAGAAGACAAAACUGCCAAACAUUUUCAGGAGCAGAAGGAUGACCACACGUCUCUGACAUUCAGGUCACAGUGAUGGUGUUUCAAAGCAGUCAUACACACCAUCCAUUUACCUGAGGAUUAUGGCACUAUUAUGUGUAACUUUCCCCCAGUUUCACAGAUAAGGCUUAAGCUAGUCCUAGACUAAAAUGCAUGUUUGAUGCAACUUGUACUGUCAUAUUGUAACUUAAAAUAUGUCACUGACAUUAUUUUGUCUCAAGAUGCACACCAGUAAUGUUUUUUUCUAAGGCAUGUUUAUAAAAGAUACUUAAAUGUCCUAAUUGAACUAAGACCUAAUCCUGGCUUAAUCUAAGCCCUGUAUGUGAAACCAGGCCUAUGUGUUUCAGUCAAGUACUUUGCACUUAAAUAAAGUACUAGUACUAGUAUUAGUACUAGUACUACUAAUAAUCUUCAUGUACUUAAUUGUUCUGUGGAAUUGUCAAUGCACUUUUUGUUUUUUGCUAUGGUAUAUUUGCAUGCAAUGCAAAUUGUUGCAAUGGUUUAAUUUUCACUGCUGGAUCUUUAAUUUUUUUUUAGUAUAUUAUCAUUUAUCAUUUAUCAUGGUCAUUCUCAGUACGUCAACCUUUGCUGCUAAAACAACUUUUCUUUUACCUUAUUUCGUAGUGUAAAGUGUUUUAAUACAAAAUAAUGUAAUAAAAUAUACAAUAUACAGA